Gadus macrocephalus (Pacific cod) is the source of this 6466-nucleotide messenger RNA. Its product is annotated as rho guanine nucleotide exchange factor TIAM1-like. Gene Ontology annotation, molecular function: protein binding; guanyl-nucleotide exchange factor activity. NCBI's taxonomy places the organism in Eukaryota, Metazoa, Chordata, Actinopteri, Gadiformes, Gadidae. Gene Ontology annotation, cellular component: synapse; cytosol; plasma membrane. The record is from RefSeq and is a predicted model, not a curated record. Gene Ontology annotation, biological process: activation of GTPase activity; positive regulation of axonogenesis; small GTPase-mediated signal transduction.
GGGGGGAAACCAGAGACAAAUGGCUUAGGGGCUAGAUUGGCCUUUUGUGCAGUUACAGGAGGUGUUGAAACGAGAGCAGUUGUGGCCAUUGCUGACAUUUGUUCUGGGGUUUUGAGAGGGAAACUGGGCAGUAAAGCAGUUUGUUUCUGUGAAUGAUUGAGGCACAGUCAAAAGUCACCUUGUUCCUCUAGUGGUGGAUUGGUUGUGGAGACUUUGGGAAUGCUUACAGCUGCAGAGUUCCGUAGGGCUGCCCAGAGAACCGACUGCUUGAAGAUCCAGUUUCAUUCACAAUGCCUCAAACAUCAGUGACAUCAAACGGCCUUUGAAUCAUGGGCAACGUGGAGAGCCAGAACGGGGACUAUGCCCUCUACGGCACCGAGCACGGCCCCUGGUCCCGCAAGCACAUGUCCCGCUCGCUGCGCGUCUCCAACAAGCAGUCGCGGCGCUCCCGGCACGCCCUGUCGGGGAAGAUGGAGCACCGGAACUCGGAGACCAGCACGCGUUCCAGCAGCACCCCCAGCAUCCCCCAGUCCCUGGCCGACAACGGCCUGGAGCCCUUCGACGAGGCCGACGCGCUGCCCCACUUCGGCAGCCCCAUAUGGGUGGACCGCGUGGCCAUGAACCUGCGGCCCGUGUCCUUCCACAACGACCUGGUCAACCCCUCGGUGCGCCUGGUCGGCGCGCGCUCCCCCUCGCCGCCGGGCCCCGCCGCCCGGGGCGCACGGGGGGGCACCUACCUCCAGAAGACCAGCGAAGGCUCCGCCGCCGCCGCCGCCGCGGCCGGCGACACGCUCGGCAGGAGAGAGAAGAAGAGGUCCAAGUCGGCGGACAUGUGGCGCGAGGACAGCCUGGAGCUGUCGCUGUCCGACAUCAGCCAGGACCACCUGACCAGCACCGAGGAGAUCAUCGACGCAGCCAACCCGAGGGAGGACUACACCGACUGCGACGACCAAUUGCAGAGCAGCCCUCUCGGCGACAAUGGCGGCGGCGGCGGCGGUGAAAGAGCUAACUCGCUGGACCAGCUGUACAGCCCCAAGAGUGCCGGCGUCGGCGGGCGACGGCGUGCGUCACGCGGCCGCUACACGGCGCGGGGCGACGGCGGCGACGAAGACAAGAUGGUUUCCACGCCCGAGGAGGAAGGGGGGAGCGGGUACGGGGCGUACACGUUGCCGUGCCGACGGUCCCACUGCCUGUCGGAGGGGCUGCGGUCCCACCAGGCCACCAGGAACACCUCCAUGCACGGCAGGAGGGCGCAGACCAUCCAGGACGUGACGGCGGGCGACGGCAGCGAGUACGACGACAGCGGCAUCGACGCGGUGACGGCGGCGGAGACGGAGCACCAGUCGCGGCGCUACAAGACCAUGUCGGCCUCCUUCUCGCUGGGCUCGGCCGGCGGGCGCAGCGCCUUUGCCGGCAGCGACAGCGGCAGCAGCAGCGCCGGAGGGGGCGGGUCCGGGUCCGGCGGGGGCGGGUCCGGCUCCGGCGGCGGCGGCGGCGGUGGCGGCGCGCAACAGGGCGUGUACGAGAACUUCCGGCAGGAGCUGGAGAUGAGCUCCUGCCGGACGGAGGAGGAGGCGGGCUCGGCGCUCAGCGGCGACGAGCACAGCGUGGCGAGCUCCGCCUACCAGUCGGACCCGCUGCUCACGGUCGCCCAGGGCACCGUGCGCAAGGCCGGACGCCUCGCCGUCAAGAACUUCCUGGUGCACAAGAAGAACAAGAAGGUGGAGUCGGCCACCCGGCGCAAGUGGAAGAGCUACUGGGUCUGCCUCAAAGGAUGCACUCUGUUCUUCUAUGAGACGGACGGCCGCUCGGGAAUCGACCACAACAGCGCCCCGAGGCACGCCAUCUGGGCGGAGAACAGCAUUGUGCAGGCCGUCCCCGAACACCCCAAGAAGGACUUUGUGUUCUGCCUCAGCAACUCCCUGGGAGACGCCUUCCUCUUCCAGACGUCCAGCCAGACGGAGCUGGAGAACUGGAUCACGGCGAUCCACUCGGCCUGCGCCGCCGCCGUUGCCCGGCAACACCACCGCGAGGACACGGUGCGUCUGCUGCGCGCCGAGACCAAGAAGCUGGAGCAGAAGAUGGACAUGGACGAGAAGAUGAAGAAGAUGGGCGACAUGCAGCUGUCGGCCGUCAGCGACACCAAGAAGAGGAAGACCAUCCUGGAGCAGAUCUUCCUGUGGGAGCAGAACCUGGAGCAGUUCCACAUGGACCUGUUUCGCUACCGCUGCUAUCUGUCCAGCCUGCAGGGGGGGGAGCUGCCCAACCCCAAGAGGCUGCUGGCCUUCGCCUCCCGGCCCACCAAGCUGGCCAUGGGACGCCUGGGCAUCUUCUCCGUCUCCUCCUUCCACGUGCUGGUGGCGGCCCGUAGUGAGUGUGGCGUGAGGAGGCGGGCCCAGGCCGCGUCGCGCUCCACCAGCAAGCGGAAGAGUCGCUUCUCCUCUCUGUGGGGUCUGGACACCACCUCCAAGAAGAAGACCAAGGCCCACCCCAGCAUCGACCAGGUUUUCGCUGACGGCCAUGAGGUGGUGAGGAAGCCCGGGGACGGAGUGUACUCGGAUCCUGCCAAGGAAUCCACGAGAAGCGAGGAGGGCGGUGUGAGGAGCCUCCCGCGACCCAGCACGGACGGGGAGAUCUGGGUCCCUGACCACCUCACCCCGUCCUGGGUGUGUCUGCCCAACGACCAGCCAGUCCUCACCACCAUCCAGCCGGGGGAGUCGGCCCUUUGCGCCCUGGAGGCCAUCUGCAAGGCUCACCAGUUGGACUCCACCAGACACUACUUAAGACUUAAGUUCCUCAUCGAAAACCAAGUGCAAUUCUACAUCCCCAAACCAGAGGAGGAUGUAUGUGAUCUGCUUUACAAGGAAAUCGAGAUCUGCUCCAAGAUAACCAAGGUCAUCCGCUUCGACCGCGACGAGUCCUGCAUGAUUGGCUAUGGUUUCUCCAUCUCUGUGGUGGAGGAGGACGGGGUCCAGCAGCUCUACAUCACAGACGUGAAAGGGGGUCUCGCCUUCGCAAAAGGUCUGAACGCGGGAGACGAGAUCCUGCAGCUCAACGGGAAGGACUCCCACAGCCUCAACUUCUCGGACAUGAAGGCGGCGUUCACCAAGGCGUCCCUGAGUCUGACGGUGAACACGCUGCCCGCCACCGACCGCCGGCAGCUCUGCUACCUCCCCCCCCGGCGCUCCGACGCAGAGGACGACCUCUACACCGACAUCUUCUCCCAGAGCCAAGAGGAGAUCCUGGACGACGGGGUGGGGCUAUACCUGGAGAGCUCUGGAGACAGCUUGGACGAAGACCUCCACAUCUACAGCGACACAGACCAAUACAGAAAGAGCACAGAGCAGGUGGCCGCCUUCUGCCGCAGCCUCCAUGACAUGAGCGGUGCCGAGUGUGUGUCGUCGUGGCCGAGCCCGGACUCGCCCCUCUCCCCGCCGGCCUCCGCCCCCCGCCUCCAGCUGUCGGACGCCGACAAGCUCCGCAAAGUGAUCUGUGAGCUGGUGGGCACGGAGCGCACCUACGUCAAGGAUCUGAACUGUCUGAUUGGUCGGUACCUGACCCCCCUGCAGAAGGAGAGCUUCCUCACACAGGACGAGCUGGACGUGCUGUUUGGGAACCUCCAUGAAAUGGUGGAGUUCCAGGUAGAAUUCCUCAAGACCCUGGAGGACGGAACACGCCUGGUCCCGGACCUGGAGAAACUUGAGAGAGUGGACCAGUUCAAGAAAAUCCUCUUCUCCCUGGGCGGCUCCUUCCUGUACUACGCUGACCGCUUCAAGAUAUACAGUGCCUUUUGCGCCAGCCACACCAAGGUCCCCAAGGUGCUGGUUAAAGCCAAAACGGACGCAGACUUCAAGGCCUUCCUGGAUGAGCGUAACCCCAAGCAGCAGCACUCGUACACCCUGGAGUCCUACCUUAUCAAGCCCAUCCAGAGGGUCCUCAAGUACCCCCUGCUGCUCCGGGAGCUCCACUCCCUCACCGACCCCGAGAGCGAGGAGCACUACCAUCUGGACGUGGCCAUGAAAGCCAUGAACAAGGUGGCCAGCCACAUCAACGACAUGCAGAAGAUCCACGAGGAGUUUGGCGCCGUGUUUGACCAACUCAUCACCGAGCAGAGUGGAGACAAGAAGGAGGUGGCUGAUCUGUCCAUGGGCGACCUGCUGCUCCACGCCACGGUGGCCUGGCUCAACCCGCCCUCUUCGCUAGGGAAGUGGAAGAAGGAGCCCCAGCUCGCCACGUUCGUAUUCAAAACAGCCGUGGUGUUUGUGUGUAAGGACGGCUCCAAGCAAAAGAAGAAGUUGGGCAGCUCCCAUCGCGUGUCGAUGUCCUCCGAAGAGAAGGACCCAUUCCGAUUCCGUCACAUGAUUUCCACAGAGACGCUUCAAGUCAGAGCUUUGGCUAACGGAGACGGGGAGGGCACGGCGGUGUGUGAGAUCGUUCACAUCAAGUCAGAGUCAGAAGGAAGACCAGAGAGGAGCUUCCAGCUGUGCUGCAGCUCCCCAGAGAGCCGGAUGGACUUCCUGAAGACGGUGCACUCCAUCCUGAGGGAGAAGCAGCGACGCCAGCUGCUGAAGACGGAGAGCCUGCCUCUCAACCAGCAGUACGUCCCCUUCGGCGGCAAGAGGCUGGGUGCCCUGAAGGGGGCGCGGCCUGCCAUCAACAGAGCAGUGUCGGUCCCCGCUCGCACCCUGGGGCGACGGAAGCUGGUGCGAAACCGCUUCACCAUCGACACGGACAUCGUGUUCGACCGCGAGCCAGACCUCGAGCCCGCGCCCCCCCCAGAGAGUCCCCAGGACCCCCCGGGAGAGGGGGAGGGGGAGGUGGGAGGAACAGAGACGGAGGAGGAGGAGGAGGAGGAGGAAGAGCUGACGGGGGACACGGACCGCUGGGUGGAGGAGCAGUUUGACCUGGAGGAGUACGAGGACCACCAGGAGGAGGUGAAGGAGACGGACAUCCUGAGCGAUGAGGAGGAGCUCGCCCUCGCCCGCCGACCCCCGCCCAACCAGGCCGACCUGGAGGCCCCCGUCAUGGCUCUGACCCUGGGUGGAGGAGAGGAGGAGGAGGAGGACGGGGCCGGCGGGCCCAAGAGGUCGCCCCAGACGGGGGUACAAGGUGCCAGCGGUGGGGAGGGCGUCGAGGCGGAGGUGUGGGUCCGCAGGAAGCGGUCGGACUGCUCCGCAGACCACGACACGUAAAUCACAGAGCAGACGGAAGACUUAGGAUUUUAACGACAAAAAAGAUCUACCCCUUUCAACUCGACUCCCUCGCUCCCCACCUCCCUCUCCAGCCAAUGCAUGGGCAUUGACGUAAAUAUAUAUAUAGAUAUAUAUAGAUAUAUAGAUAUAUCUCGCACAGCUAUCAGAAGACGUAUAUCCUAAUCAAUAUUUUUCAAACGCUUCUUUUUGGACAGUCAUUGAUAAGUGAUUGAGCAAUACAGGGGGCGAGAGGAGCGGGCGGUCAAGGAGUCGUUUGCUGUUUAAAAAAACAAAACGGGCCCAGAGGUCGCGCGAAGCGUCCAGCUAUAAGGGUACAAUCAAGAGACGAUAGUUUGCACAUUCGGGCAGCUUCCGGGACGUUCUGCCUUUCAUUGCCAAAUCGGGGUAUUUGUGACACGGUCAUUUCUGUCUUAGUGGCUCUUGAGUUCUUCUCGGGUACAAGCUGUGUAUUAUUUUCAACUUCUGUAAAGAUGGGUAUAGCAAAUAACCAGUUCAGUGGUGGAUAGUUUACCGUAGUUUACUGGUCAUCAAGUGUAUACACUGGUAUUGUUAUUUUUUAAAUCAGAUUUGUGAUUAUUUAAAAUAUGAAUUAUUCUGUUUUGCAGACUGUUUUUUUUUGGUGAGAUAAAAUAUAUUUUGCUUUUUCUUUUAUCGAAUAGAAUUACAGAAUUAUGUUUUCCAGAACCUUUGAUGUGGAGGUCAAGGGAUUUGUAUUUGUUUUAACUUAACAGAAUCCUGUUUUACUUGAAAUUGCAUCAGCUGUCUCAUGUUGUUUUUGUUUUUCUUUAAGGUUUACUGUGAAACCCUUUUCUCAAGUUUACUGUGUAUAGAUAUAUAUACGAUACUUUUCAUCUGCAGUGCCAUUUCUAGGACGAUUUCAUUGUAACACUCCACACAAGCACACUUUUACACAGAACCUGCACAUAAACAUUGUAUGGUUUUUUGUGUAUUUAAACAUUUUUUAAAUUUACUUUUUAAACUUCACUUGUGAUAGGUCACAAUGUAUGGAUUUUAACUUAUUCAUAUUCUUCCAUAAUUUAUCGGUACAUCUGCAUAUAAAGUAUUAGUUUUCUCAAAAGAAGGUCCAAAUAUGCUGAAGCAAUCAAGGAGAAAGAUGGUUUGUGUCUGGAGAGUGAAAGUCAUUCUUAUAAAGAAGCUCAUUGUGCUACUAAGACUACAUUUUUAUUACUGUGUGUACAUAUAGAAAAGAUGUAUUGAUAUCAUAAUAAAUACCCUUGUUUCGUACUUACAAA